CAAUACUUCGGCAUUAAGUGGUGCCGGAGUUAAGCGUCUAUUGAGUCGAAUGGGAGACACUGUCAACAAAAUCACAUUCCGAAUGGACGAAUCAGAUCCGUGGUUUGAAGAGAAGCAGAAUCAGAUCGAAAGUCUUGACCAACAGUUGAAAAAACUUUACACCAGUGUUGAGGCGCUUAUACAUCAUAGACGGGAAUUGACUCAAACGACCGGCGCUUUCGCUAAAAGCGCUGCAAUGCUUGGCAACUGUGAAGAGCAUACGUCCCUCUCAUGCGCUCUCUCGCAGUUGGCGGAGACCGAGGAGAAGAUGGAACAGUUGUAUAGCAAACAAGUGGACAACGAUUUCUUCUAUUUGGCAGAACUGCUCAAAGAUUACAUCGCAUUGAUUGGUGCCGUGAAAGAGGCGUUUCACCAGAGAGUGAAAGUAUUCCAGAUGUGGCAACACUCGCAACAGAUGCUCACUAAGAAACGGGAAGCGAAGGCCAAACUCGAAUUGGCGCUCAAAACGGACAAAAUAUCUCAAGCGAACGAUGAAGUGAUUGAGUGGGAAUCAAAGGUGAGCAGAGGUCAGGAGGAGUUUGAGAGCGUGUCGAAGACUAUACGCCUGGAAGUGGAACGCUUUGAAUUGUUACGGAUUCGCGACUUCAAGACUAAUAUCAUUAAAUAUAUGGAAUCAUUGCUCGAAAGCCAACAGCAACUCAUCAAAUACUGGGAGGCAUUCCUUCCUGAGGCG
This is a messenger RNA of Medioppia subpectinata, 733 nucleotides long. The record is from the annotation of a GenBank genome assembly. Lineage: Eukaryota; Metazoa; Arthropoda; Arachnida; Sarcoptiformes; Oppiidae.